Messenger RNA from Salmo salar (Atlantic salmon), 2198 nucleotides. The record is from RefSeq and is a predicted model, not a curated record. Lineage: Eukaryota; Metazoa; Chordata; Actinopteri; Salmoniformes; Salmonidae.
CAUAUUAGAUUUACCAAUGACAAUUACCCAGUGGUUUCCUAUUAUUUGAUAUGCCAGGGAACACCUGUCAGUGAGGUGAGAAAUGGGAAACAACAGCGUGGAUGUGAGGAUGUGUCCUCUGAGUGGCUGAACCCUCCGAGGUGUCAGUACGAUGCCGUUAUCAGCCCUUCAUUAGCUCACUCAUCAGUGUCAUCCGCCAUUUUGCUACUGUCGUUACCAAAGGCUGACGAGUCAGCUGAGGUGAUGGUGGAGUGUGAGAGAGCUCCAAGGCGGAGGUGACGAGGCACACGUUGGCUAACAAAGCCCUGCGAGCCCAGCUGCUGGAGAGAGAGGAGAAGCUUAGAGAACUGCAGGAGAAGGUGAUCCACACAGAGAGAGACGUGCACAUGAAGAGGCAGCUGGUGGAGGACGUGAAGACCAGGAUGAAGUUCUUCCUGGAGACUGAGAGGACACACAGAGGACUGGUGGAGGAGCUGGAGAAGAAAGUGAAGACCUUGACAGAGGAGGCCACUAACAGGAAGGCCUUUACAGACUCUCUGAAGAGGAGGCUGAGCGUAGCCACUAAAGAGAAGAGUCAGUAUGAGACGACCUGUCAGGAUCUCAAGGAGGGCCUGGACAAGAAGGAGCAGUGUGUGGAGGCCCUGCAGGCCCGUGUGAGGGCCAGUGAGCGGGCCCAGGCUGAGCUGGAGCAGACAGCCUCCCGUCAGAUGGAGGGUCUGGCCCAGCAGAGCACCGUGGCCCUGGAGGCCCUGCACAGACGACUGGGCCUGGCCCACACACAGCUGGAGCAGCUACAAGCCUUCACUAAGGCUCUGGCAAGCGAAACUCUCCACGAGGUGCAGAACGCCAAAUCGCAGCUGAGGAAGAACAGGAAGAGGGCAGAGAAGAAGAAGGCAGUAGGGGCCGGAGGGCUGUCCAAGCAGUCCAUGGUCAAGGCCCAGUCCAUUGCUGCAUCCAUCCUCAACAUGACCGAGAUGGACCUGGCUGAAAUGCUGGACACCGAUGAGGAGGAGGAUGAUGUGGCAGCAGACAGCAGAAGAGACCAGGAGUGGCUGGACCAGGUCCUGAAGAUCCUCCAACAAGAGAUCCCCUCUGCUGCUCUCCUAAUGGAGGUGCUGUGUGUGAAGAUGAAGGAGAGGAAAGUGCUGACAGAAGCGCUGGCCGCGCUCACACCAGUCAGCGAAAUCGCCUGACUCCCACUCCGGGGCUGAGGGCUGCGGCUGGGAAAAACUGUCAUCCUCUCACUCUCCUCCUCUUCUCUCUCCAUCUCUCCUUCGUGCCCAGGCCUUUCUUUCUCAGCGGGGGCUGAGUUGGCCAAGUCGACCUGAAGUUGCUCUCUCUCUCUCUCUGUGUGUGUGUGUGUGUGUGUGUGUGUGUGUGUGUGUGUGUGUGUGUGUGUGUGUGUGUGUGUGUGUGUGUGUGUGUGUGUGUGUGUGUGUGUGUGUGUGUGUGUGUGUGUGUGAGCGCGCACGUGUAUGAAGUUGCCUCCACGCAGCGCUUCCAGAACCAAUAUUUACGAGAAAAGCGCUGUCGACUCACUCCGAGCCACUCGCUCACGCAGCGGUCUAGUGCCGUGCCGGGGCCCAGCCUUUGUAAAUGAGCCCCCAACAUCUGCGUUAGUGGUUAGCGCGCUCCAUCUGCGAGACAAGGCCCUUUAGCGUCAGGCUAAUUUACAGUACAGAGACAAACGCUCUCUCUCUUUCUCUCCCUACUCCAAACGCCAUCCUGAGGUGAUGAUAACAUUAUGCUUACGUUUUUACUUCAAGUUAGACAUGAUUUUUUUAUUUUUUUUAUUUUGAUAUUUUCAGUAAUUUAUUGUGGAUCUCAAGGACCCCAGGGUGCUCGGAGUGGGACCUGACCCAACAGUGCAGACUCAACGAAAGAAAAAGUACACUCUUAAAGUAAGAAGCAGACAUACUCUCUCUCCUCUUAGGAUAUACUGGACUCAGAGCAAACCCGCCACAUGCAUUCCAUGUCCCAUUUAGACCGAUUGGAUUCCAUUGUUCCAUUCACGUUUCAGUGACCAAAUGCUCUUAACGUGAAUGAUGUCAUAAAAUAUAAAUGUUGUGUGUUUUGUUUGUUAUGUCUAGGUAUAUUCUGAAAUGUAUUUUAUUUCAGAAUACUACUAGACAUUUGUGUGUUCACUUCAUACUGUAUUUUGAAACUGAAUUUAAAUAAAAGUGUGUUGCCAAUUGUUU